AUGAAGUUUGGCGACACCCUCUUCGAGAGGUCCGUGCCCAAAUACGCACCAUACAAUGUAAAAUACAACGAAUUAAAGCACUUGAUAAAGCAGCGCACGUCUGUCGGAGCCGCACUACCUGUAUCUAUCCCUUCAGCUUCCACCAGCAGAUGGCACGAUCUCGAGACCGAGCUACUCUCCGUCAUCAAGCGCGAGUACGAAGAUGUUUCGUUGUUCCUCAGAAGCAAACAGGGAGAGAUCGACCGACGCCUCGCAUACCUAGAGAAGCAGGUCAACGCCGCAAGUCGAGCUAUCAGUGCUGAUAUCGAUCGACCUGUGACACAAGCCAGGAAAUAUCAGAGGCUAGUCAAGGAUGCGGACGGGAUCGGCGAUGAGAUCGAACUACUCUCCCGCUUCACUGCGGUGCAGAAGACAGCCUUUCGGAAGAUCCUCAAGAAAUAUCGCAAAUGGACAGGUUCAACAGAAUUACAGACCCGGCUGGAUAUCGAAGUCUUCUCGUCCGGGGCGCUUCAGGUGGACUAUGCCGAGUACCUGAACAGGCUGGCUAGCUUGACCGCUACCAUAUCGACCAAGCUACAGGCGCCCAUGCUGACGGGUAACGAAGUGCAGCGCACGAAGCGAAGGACUGGGAGGACUCUGAGCCAGUCCAAUGCGAAAACUAUCAAUGAUAUGUGCUUGAAGGGAUCAUUGCAGUUCGACACAGCCCUCGAUCAAGUGCCAUAUGGCGAAAGUGGUGGCAGCGCCUAUUUCUGGAUUCAUCCCGAAAAUUUGGAGCAGGCCGAGACUCUUCUACUGAGGCAUAUGCGUUUGCAGCCCCGAUCUUCAACAUCACGCCAGUCACCAGCGCAAUCAAGUACUGAUCUAAGCAAAGUCAGCUGCUCAACGACAGCUGCGGCCUAUCAGGCCAUCUUUGACAAUGCGCAGAGGUUCGUUCGUGAUAGCUCCUCAGUCAAGCCAUCACGAGCUGCACUGGUCAGUCGUUGGGAUGAAAAUACAGAGGCUGUUGUGACAUUGAACAACUUGACCCACAACUCGGAGCAGACGUCGACAUUGUCUGUGAAGCGGAAGCGUCUCGAUGGCUUGAUGCACUCAUCAAAAGCCAACGGUCAUGCAUCACCGGUUCCGAAGAGCGAGGCUGACAAGAUACGAGACUAUCUUUCCGAAAACCGAGACGUAAAGCCACUUGCAGUCGCCGUUUCGGAUCGUGCACGUUUCUCGGGUCCCAACAACACCAAGGAUGUCGGCACCUGGGCUGCGUUAGACACUAGUAUAACAUUUGCAGAUCCCGCAACGAUAUCUUACGGCCAGAUCGGUGCUAUCAGUAGCAUGGAAACGUUUCCACAUGCAGUACUGCAUUUGAGAUGGGAGUUCACUCGCCUGCCUGAGAUCGUGCGUGUGCUCGAGGCUUCUCAUCUGGCGGAAAGGGUGCACUCAUUCUCGCUGGAGCAAGCUGCAGUCGUCAGCAUCAACAAGGAUUUGCCUCAGCCUCAGUGGCGUGAACUCCUGGUCAACGACAUCCGUCGUGUUCCUGCUCUUGUGCAAAGGAAGUCUGCUACUUCCACACGUCGCAAAGACUCACAACUUCAGGUGCCAUCAUCGUCAGGACCCUCCUCAACCGGCGAUAGUAUCUUCUCUGCCGGACAAGGUGGCCAAUCUUCGGCAACUGAAGUCGAGAGUAACCGAAGCCCGACAAGAACUGGUGCAAACGAUGACGCGACCUCUCCCUCAGCUAAGGACUCCCGAAAGUCAAAAAGAAAAACUACCAGAUUCUCAACACCACCGCAGCAGCCAGCGCCCACAAGGUAUUGGAAUGAAUUUGACGAUGGCGACUCAGAUACGCAUCCGGAGGAGCGGUAUGCUAUCUACAUUGAUCCCAACGAACCUGUCUUUCCGGGCGCAGAAACUGUUCAGAAAGUCUUCAGCGGCAUGUAUGACUCCAUUAGUAAGGGAGGCAAACGGCUCACAUCGUGGAUGCCGGUGCGCAUGCACGAAGCGAAGACCACAUCAGACGGCGAACGCCGUCCCCUUUUGUUCAGCAAAGCCAGUAGAAAAGGAAGCAGCGAUGCAAAUCUCGAGUCUUCGGGCUCCGACACGGAUGACUUCACACCAACGCCAUCCAAGCGCAACAGGAGAAGUACCAUCUCAAGGCCGCCGUACGCUCCGGGUCGGCGCCUGAGUAAGCGACAGAAGGCGCGCGAAGCGACACUGCAGCAGUCUUAUAUCGCGUUGCUCGUCCUGGCAUAUAUCUUCCUACUCGUGGCAGGUAUCCUGCUCGGGACAGGCAGGAAGAAGAAGCGUCUCGAAGUCGAUGCCGGUGUGGUGACAGGUAUUGUGGCGGCGUGGGCUUGUGUGGGAAUUAGUGUGGUAUUGAUAUGCAUGCGACGACAGAAGAUUGGCCCCAUUCAUUGGGGUAUCUUUGCGAUACAAGUCGCAGUGGUCAUCGUUGUUGGUGUAGGCCAACUUGUUCUUAUGCUGGGAAACGCGACCGCGGUAUGA
Cyphellophora attinorum is the source of this 2496-nucleotide messenger RNA. RefSeq lists its product as uncharacterized. Lineage: Eukaryota; Fungi; Ascomycota; Eurotiomycetes; Chaetothyriales; Cyphellophoraceae. Bases 1 to 2496 code for a protein of 831 amino acids. The record is from RefSeq and is a predicted model, not a curated record. Gene Ontology annotation, cellular component: fungal-type vacuole membrane; vacuolar transporter chaperone complex. Gene Ontology annotation, biological process: vacuolar transport; vacuole fusion, non-autophagic; polyphosphate metabolic process. The transcript has a single exon.